Molecule: messenger RNA, 1629 nt
Organism: Penicillium taxi
Lineage: Eukaryota; Fungi; Ascomycota; Eurotiomycetes; Eurotiales; Aspergillaceae
Product: sugar porter family MFS transporter
Exons: 4
Coding region: 1-1629 (542 amino acids)
Biological process (GO): transmembrane transport; carbohydrate transport
Cellular component (GO): membrane
Molecular function (GO): carbohydrate:proton symporter activity
Source: RefSeq, a predicted model, not a curated record
AUGGCCGAAAAUCACCUCGUCGGAACUACUGACUUUCAUCUGAUAGAGGCCGCUGUCACCUGGCGUGCAUACCUCAUAUGUGGUUUUGCUAGUUUUGGAGGUAUCCUCUUUGGAUAUGAUUCUGGCUAUAUCUCAGGAGUCUUAGGCAUGGAUUAUGUCAAGAAGCAAUAUGGACAUCCCGUUCCAAUGACCGAGGACCCAUCUGGAUUCAUGAUUGGUACCUCAAGGAAGUCUCUUAUCACAUCGAUCCUCUCUGCUGGUACAUUCAUUGGAGCUCUAGCUGGUGGAGGUAUCUCUGAGAGCGUCGGCCGCCGGAUCACAAUCAUGAUCUCUUGCUUGAUUUUCGCCAUUGGGGUUGCUGUUCAAGUUGGAACCAACACAGUGUCUGCAUUUGUUGUUGGCCGUUUCAUUGCCGGCCUUGGCGUUGGAGGCGUCUCUGCCACUGUGAUUCUCUAUGUCUCUGAGAUCUCUCCUCGCAAGGUUCGAGGCCUGCUGAUUUCUGUUUACCAGUGGGCUAUUACCAUAGGUCUUUUAGUCGCAUCUGGCGUCGCCCAAGGCUGUAAAGAUCGGAAUGGAACGGCAUCAUAUCGCAUCCCCAUUGGACUUCAGUUUGUCUGGGCAGCUAUCCUCGCCGGUGGACUCUUUAUGCUCCCAGAAUCUCCGCGCUACUAUGUUCGGUGUGGUAGGAUUAACGAUGCUCUCCGUUCGCUGGAGAGAGUUCGUGGUCAGCCCAGCUCCAAUCCUGCCAUCCAGGCUGAGCUUGCGGAGAUUCAAGCCAACUUCGAGUACGAAAAGAAGAUUGCAAGCACCUCCUGGUCAGAUUGUUUCAAGGGUGGUAUGUCCCGCCGAGGCAACCUCCGUCGAGUCAUUGCUGGAUGCUGCUUGCAGAUGUUUCAGCAGUGGACAGGAAUCAACUUUAUUUUCUACUAUGGUACCACAUUCUUUCAGCAGGUCGGGAUCAAAAACGCCUUCUUGAUUUCUACAAUAACGAAUGUUGUCAAUGUGGUGGCCACUCCGGCAUCUUUCUACAUGAUUGAGAAAUUUGGACGCCGCUCUCUGCUGAUAUGGGGGGCUCUUGCAAUGUGCUUCAGUGAGUUUGUUGUCGCCAUUGUUGGUGUAGCCAAAGAGGGAAGCCAUACUGCUCUCAAUCACAGGAGCAUCUGUCUCAUCGUAUUCACCUGCUUUUACAUCGCUUCUUUUGCCAUGACAUGGGGCCCUGCCGCAUGGGUCGUCAUUGGCGAGAUCUAUCCUCUUCCCAUCCGGGCAAAGGGCGUCGCACUUGCUACGGCUUCCAACUGGCUUUGGAAUUGUAUUAUUGCCGUAAUCACACCAUUCAUUGUCGACAAGGACAAGGGUAACCUCGGGGUAAAAGUCUUUUUUGUUUGGGGCAGCGCACUCGUCCUAUGUUGCCUGUUUGCCUUCUUCGUCAUCCCGGAGACGAAAUCACUCACCCUGGAACAGGUGGACAAGAUGUUCGAAGAGACUACUCCCAUGAGAAGUGCCAAAUGGAAGCCUCACGACACAUUCGCGCAUCAAAUGGGCAUGACCAAUCAACCAGAGAUUAAUAUCCUUUCCGAUGAGCGAAAGCCCAGUCAUAUUACUACCCUGGAGGAGCACGAUAUCAUCUAA